Molecule: messenger RNA, 1212 nt
Organism: Ilex paraguariensis (yerba mate)
Lineage: Eukaryota; Viridiplantae; Streptophyta; Magnoliopsida; Aquifoliales; Aquifoliaceae
Source: the annotation of a GenBank genome assembly
AUGGAUACACUACGGUAUUUCCUGUUUGAUGUUUGUGGAGUCACUGCUGGCUGGAAGAUGGAAGACAUAGUAGAUGAAGAAAUCAAAGUAAUCAAAGGCAUGGUGGGGCCUGAAGAUCAUGUCAUUUGUGCACUGUCUGGGGGUGUGGAUUCCACAGUGGCAGCCACUCUUGUUCACAAGGCCAUUGGAGAUAGGCUUCAUUGUGUUUUUGUUGAUAAUGGUUUGUUGAGGUACAAGGAGAGAGAACGGGUAAUGGAAACCUUUGAAAGGGAUCUCCAUUUACCUAUUACUUGUGUUGAUGCUACAGAGCAAUUUCUUAGCAAGUUGAAAGGUGUGGUAGAUCCAGAGAUGAAGAGGAAAAUAAUUGGAAACGAGUUCAUCCGCAUUUUUGAUGCUUUUGCCCAAGAUUUGGAGCAAAUAUUGGGGAAGAGACCUGCUUAUUUAGUUCAAGGAACAUUAUAUCCGGACGUGAUUGAAUCAUGCCCGCCACCUGGGAGUGGAAGAACCCACUCCCACACGAUCAAGAGUCAUCAUAAUGUUGGAGGGCUUCCCAAGGACAUGAAAUUGAAGCUUAUUGAACCACUUAAACUACUAUUUAAGGACGAGGUUCGGGAAUUCGGAAGGAUAUUGGAUGUUCCAGUGACAUUCCUAAAUCGUCACCCGUUCCCCGGGCCUGGUCUUGCUGUGCGGGUUUUGGGCGAUGUUACUGAAGGGAAUGCCUUGGAUAUCCUUCGCCAGGUGGAUGAGAUCUUCAUUCAAUCAAUCAAGGAUGCUGGGAUUUAUGAUUCUAUAUGGCAAGCUUUCGCGGUGUUUUUGCCAAUAAGAUCAGUUGGGGUUCAAGGAGAUCAAAGAACACAUUCUCAUGUUGUUGCACUUAGAGCCGUCACAAGUCAAGAUGGAAUGACUGCAGACUGGUACAAUUUUGAGCACAAGUUCCUCGAUGAUGUCGCAAGAAAGAUUUGCAAUAGUGUUCGUGGCAUAAACCGUGUUGUUCAGGACAUUACAUCGAAGCCUCCAUCAACAAUUGAUGAGAUAUCGCAAGAGUAUGGAAACAAGAUACUGGAGUUAUCGAAGAGAAUCAUAGAGGCAAUGUUGAUUAGUUUAGGAGAAGGUCAUGAGAAGAUUUGUGGGUCUCAAUUCAGUAAGUUCCUUGAAUAUUUAAGGAUGGUUAAACAGCCUAACACCAGAGACUGGAUGAUUAAGAUCGUUUGA